Molecule: messenger RNA, 1279 nt
Organism: Suillus subalutaceus
Lineage: Eukaryota; Fungi; Basidiomycota; Agaricomycetes; Boletales; Suillaceae
Exons: 4
Coding region: 33-1112 (359 amino acids)
Source: RefSeq, a predicted model, not a curated record
CUCUUCGGUCUGCAACUAGUAUAUCGCCUCGGAUGUCAGCACGAUUGGCAAAGAAGAUCCAUCCCUUUAUUCUUACAAAAAGUCGAGACAUCUAUCCGUACUUAGCUUCCAAGGAUUCCUUGGACUCGGUCGAGUCAUUGCGAGAGGAUCACGGUGGCGCAGGGAGCUCGACACUUGCAGCACCUACUCUCAAGAAGAAGAAGGGCCCCCUGCGUAACAUCAAUCUUGCAGAUGAUAGUGCAAAGGCUGCGCUCAUGGAAGAGUGGGCAAACCUUCGCAAGUCUCAAGGAACACUGCUGUCAAGUACGAGUGUAGGUAGGGAUACAACGCCACACCUAUCGAGCAACCGUGGAAGCCAGGAACCUUGCAAUGAAGCGUCUGGUGAAGUGGCUGAACCCAACAAACCGCACCCCGUUCCAGCCAACGACCAUAUAGAACAUACUCAUCCUCGGCCUUCCAGCUCCCUGUCUAACCAAGUGACUGAGCCACUCCUAGAUUCGGAUAUGCCUGUCACAAAUGAGUCGCUAUUCACUCCUUGCGCUCCCGCAGGAGGGGACAAUGGAAACAAUAGCCCAGGCUUCGCAUGUCCCUGUCAUGGGUUCUCUAGAGGUUGUGAACCAGCCCCUCCAACUACUUGCUACCGACAGCAAAAUCGCGACAUUACAUUCCCCAAAUUUUCGGCCAGGGCUUCUUCCGCCGUCGAUAUUGAGCUCGUUGUCUCAUCUCAAGCCGAUAUCGAGGAUGUCGUUUUGGGUUUUCACAUGCUGGACCUGCAUGAGGUGCUUUCGUCAUGGGUGCCAGUGUCUCCCACAGCGCCAUCUAUUUACGUCCCACCUGCUGUGCAGCACUUAAUCGCCGCCAUGAACCGUCAACUGGACUUUGAAUGCCAGGCUCGAAAACGAGCUGAAGAGCUUUAUCUAGAUGAAAUGCGCAAGCGCAUUAAGAUGGAAGAAGUGGUUGAUAGGUUACAGAGGGAACGGGGACAGGUAGAGGAGCAAGGUGCAUCUCAGCAGCCUCCCUCAUCGCAUGCUUCACCGCGUAGGGCUUCGGCGCACGCAAGCCCAGAAGAAGCUGGGCAACAGGAUGGUGAAGCUAAACCAACAUCCACCUGAUACCACUUAUCCGAAUGUCACGACGGAAGGUUCUUGUGCUUGAGGCAUCAAGUCAUUUCGCCACUCAACUUGCUUUCGAUCUGAUUCUACUUCUGCUUUGUCGCAAUCUAUACGAACUCGACGAUCGAUACCACAACGAUCUCCAUACAGAUCUCAGGUUUUCAUUA